AUGGCUCUGUGGAACGAUCUCGCGCUUCUCAACUUUCUCGCCACUUAUAGGAUUAACCAGUGUCGAAGGACGUUGGUCACCGAUGUUAUCCUCAAAAAGAUUGAAGAGAUCGAAGGUAAAAAUGUGGAGAAGCAGCAAGCUAUGGAUAACUUCAAAAAGUUACUGACGAAUGUCACUGAAUCGAUGGCUUACCUGGAGCAAAUGAAAGAUGUGCUUAUGCAGCUGUGCGCUACUUAUCUCACUUCAAGAAGACAUAACGGAUUUGCGUUAAAUCCAGUCGCUAAUUUUCACUUGAGAAAUGGAGCGGAAUUGUACCGAUUGAACUGGAAAGGAGAUGCAAGUAGAAGAGGUCUCGAGUCUAGUCUUGGCAUCAUGGUUAAUUACAGGUAUCGUCUUGAAAAAGUGUUGGAAAACAGUGUUCGCUAUACUUUGGAAAAGCAUAUCCCUGUUCAUGAAAACGUUUCUUCGUUGAUUCGACGUCAGCCAGUUCCAAAGGAAUCUAAGAUGUAA
Messenger RNA from Haemonchus placei, 510 nucleotides. The record is from the annotation of a GenBank genome assembly. Lineage: Eukaryota; Metazoa; Nematoda; Chromadorea; Rhabditida; Trichostrongylidae.